UUGCCCUGAUUUAUAAGAUUUUUCAUAAUUGAAUAAAAUGGAUUCACCUACCCCUAAAUCAUUUUCAAAGCCUAAUUCUUGUUUAAAAACCUUUUUGCUUGUUUUUGCCGGUCUUGGUGCUAUAUUAAUUAUUGCUUCUAUUACCUUUGGUUUAUUACAGCUAAUCAAAAGCCAUGAUAUAACCGAACCUGAAACAACUACUACAUCACCAUUAAACACUGAAACAAGCUAUAGUUCGACAACUGACGCAGGGUGUGUUCAGAAUUCUUACUCAGUUUACGUUGAUUUAAUAAAUACUUCGAUCAUUCAUGUUUGGUUGAAGCCAAAAAGACUGGGCUCGACCGCCAUCCUUUAUGCCAAUAUUUCCAAAGCAAAUACAAAUCAAACAACCCCUACACCUAUAUUUUAUACGAGUGAGAAUGGUGAACCAACAUGGUUUGAUUUUGCACAAUUGGAACUAAACUUUGAUGGAAGAGUUGAACUUAGUUGGUCAGAAGAGGACACAAAUGUCUCUUAUAUUUACGUAUAUGAAACUGAAAAUGUUAAACGCAACGGGAUUCGUCCUGCUUUUAUUUCCAAACUGGCAAUGGGCCCGAAUAUGGAGCAAAGCUUUCAUUUUAGGCCUCCUUUGGGUUGGAUAAAUGAUCCGAAUGGAUUUAGUAGGACUGACGAUGGUCUUUAUCAUUUAUACUACCAGCACUAUCCACACAGCAAACAAUGGAACUCAAUGUAUUGGGGCCACGCAAUCAGUACUGAUUUGGUUAACUGGAUCCAUCAGCCUAUAUUUCUUCGUCCCGAUGACAAAGAAUGUGGUACAGAUUGUGGGCUAUUUUCAGGUUCAGCUGUUCCGUUACACGAUGGUUUACAAGUCUUCUUUACUGAUAAUAAUAAUACACGAAUAAAUCCGGAAAUACAGAGAACUGUUUAUACCAAAGACACUAUAUUACCCUUCAACGAAUCUGAAAUUAUCAUAAGUGAUCUACCAGAUUUGAAGGAAAAAGGCCUAAAAUUAGGAGCUGACUUUAGAGAUCCCAAUGUUUUUCUUGGCCCAGAAGGCUAUUAUUACAUGACAUUGGGCAGUAGUGAUACGCUUGGUGCUGGAGGAGUUGUACUACUCUAUAGAUCAAAAGAAAAGCAUUCUGUACAUUCCGGAUGGAUCUUCCAAGCUUUUUAUGACACAAUCGAUGAUGAAGCAUUACUUAUUGGUUGGCUAGCAAAUUGGCCAGAUUGGGAUAGGAUUUCGGAUUGGUCAACCUCUCUAACUUUACCUUGGGUAAUCAGAUGGAAUAAUAGGCAAUUAUUAAUUGGGCCACAUCCAAAUGUGUUGGGACAACUACGUGAUAUUGAAUUGGAUGGAAAGGCAUUACUUCGAGGCAAUGCUGUCGUAUUACCCAAUGGAACGGCCUAUAUACGUCUGGCAAUUGAAUACUAUUAUUUCUAUAAUGGAAUUUUUCUUCAACUCAAUCAUCCGGAUUAUAUACAGCUGGGAGUUAAAGUUAGCAAAGAUGGGCUUGAAAUAGUGAAAGUAAAGCAUGAUGAUCCACCAAAUCGUCGUUUCCUCGCAGCAGAUGCACGUCCUGACAUUGUUCAUAUUUACAUUGACCGCGACUCGCUCGAGGUAUUUGGCGAAAUGAAAAAUGAUGGAAUGCCAAGAUGGGCAGGUACAUCCCGUUUAACGGGCCUGAACUCUUUUGUUGAAUCUGUACAGCUGUCAACAACAGAUCGCUAUAGUUAUUUAUUGCAAGGAUGUCAAAUUUGGAGUAUGAAACCCGCAAAAUUUUUGGGUCGCUUAUAGCUUCUUUAAUAUUUUUAUUUUGUACAAUUUGUAUUAAUUUUUGAAUUUUAAUUUCUUUUUAAAUUUUUAUCAAGUUUAAAAAUGAAAUUUUGUUUAUUAUUUAAUAGCAUGCCAAAGAGGAAUAGUAUAAAGGAGGAAAACGGGCUGGCUUUAAAAAUAAAAGCAAAAAACUUUAUGCACAAUACGCAUAAAGUAAAAAAAAGAGAAUUGCAUGUGCCAUUUAAAAUACUGGCUAACGCAUAGUAAAAUAGAAAUAAAAAAAAUAAUGGAUUGUUUUGGCACAUAAAAUUCUAAAAUUUCAACGGGAGUAGAGAAAAAGACUUGUAGCAGCAUAG
Molecule: messenger RNA, 2130 nt
Organism: Meloidogyne enterolobii
Lineage: Eukaryota; Metazoa; Nematoda; Chromadorea; Rhabditida; Meloidogynidae
Source: the annotation of a GenBank genome assembly